AUGGAGCCCAAAGCAAGGCGAUUGAGACUAGUUGGCUAUUGUGUUCAAGAGAAAGCGUACAGGCUUGUGGAUACGAGCUCCGAUCGUAUAGUGAUUAGCCGUGACGUUAUAUUCAACGAAGCGUCUGCAUCAUCCGAGCAAGGAAAUAGUGGUCCGGCUGAGGUGGUUGAAUUCGACGUUGAUUCCAACCGAUAUCAACAAUUUCGACCUGAUGACGUUAAUGGUGAAUGCAGCCCUGAUGACGUUGAUGACGAAUGCAGCAUUGAUGACGUUAAUGGAGAACGUAGCCCUGAUAACGUUGAUGACGAAUGCAGCCCGACUGACGAGCAGGAGGAGGAAUUCGAUUCGGCAGAAAGUGACGAAAAUUCUGCAUCGAGUUCUGAUGGCCAAGACGAACCUGCUGCAACCUCUUCAAAACGCUCAACAAGAGGCGGUGUUGAACCGCAUCAAUACUAUCGCUAA
Messenger RNA from Anopheles arabiensis, 462 nucleotides. RefSeq lists its product as uncharacterized. Lineage: Eukaryota; Metazoa; Arthropoda; Insecta; Diptera; Culicidae. The transcript has 2 exons. The record is from RefSeq and is a predicted model, not a curated record. Bases 1 to 462 code for a protein of 153 amino acids.